Molecule: messenger RNA, 2077 nt
Organism: Armigeres subalbatus
Lineage: Eukaryota; Metazoa; Arthropoda; Insecta; Diptera; Culicidae
Gene: S2P
Product: membrane-bound transcription factor site-2 protease
Exons: 3
Coding region: 241-1755 (504 amino acids)
Biological process (GO): membrane protein intracellular domain proteolysis; regulation of response to endoplasmic reticulum stress
Cellular component (GO): cytoplasm; membrane
Molecular function (GO): metalloendopeptidase activity; protein binding
Source: RefSeq, a predicted model, not a curated record
UUGUUUUGGUCUUCAUUCAUUAGUCAGUGCUGCAGUAAGCUGCAUGCAUAGCGGAAUCGAAAGAAAAAAAUUCCCGGAGAAAAAAUAAACCGGCCAGGAGAAAAAACAUUAGCAACUGCAUUAUAUUUGUCCCGAAACCGAAUCUGCAUUGCAUCAUUUCAUCUCCGGAAGGUCGGUCGUCCAAUGGUUUAAUUACUGGAAACCCGACGGCAUAUUAAUAUUAUUGAACAAACAAACGCGAUGGACUUUCUGCUGCUCCUGGGCGUGGUGGUGGCCAUUUAUGGAGUCCUGUGGUUUUUUGACAACUUUUUCAAGAGUUGCAUGCACUACCCAUAUGAAGCAUUUCUGAAAGGAACCGGCUUGUCAGUCAAACCUUUUCGGUUACAAUGGCACACAACGGCGCUGAACAGAUCCAUCGUCAAGUGGAGUACGGCUUACCCAAAACUGUUAGAGCUGAGUUUCAGCUUGGGAGUUUAUCUCUCGAUUCUACUCAUGCCGCUGGCAUCGCUUCUGAUCGUGGUGUCAGCAUUCCACACUAAAGGUUCCGGGCGUGCAACUGCGGAUGCAUCAUCAGGAGCUGCUGCUGUGGCAGAAUCGGUUUCGUUGGACUUGCUGAUCCCGGGAGUUAACCUUCCGCUAAACGAAAUUGGAUACUACAUAGCAGCUUUGGGUAUCAACAGUAUCAUCCACGAGUUUGGCCACGGAUUGGCAGCGGUGCUGGAGGAUGUCCCGGUUAAGGGCUUCGGCAUUCACGUGAUGUUGAUCAUUCCGAUGGCCUACACGCAGCUUGAUUCGGACCAGUUGAAUGCGCUGAAGAUGUGGAAGCGACUGAAGGUUCUAUGCGCUGGGAUUUGGCAUAAUUUGCUGAUGGGGGCGUUUGCAUAUUUGCUGUUCGUCACGACUCCGGUAAUGCUGUCGGCGAUUUACCGGGUAAAUGAAUCGGUGAUUGUGACCCAUAUUAAGAACAACUCACCGCUCUUGGGUGCACGAGGACUGGAAGAAGGGGACAUUAUAACCGCAAUCAACAGCUGCGAAGUUCGCAACGAUAUAGCAUGGUACGAUUGUCUCCUGGAGUCCCUCCAUUUGCAGCCAUCGUACUGUAUCUCGCCGGACUUUGUCCACCUGAACGACGAAUCGGUCCCCAUUUCGCACAAGAACGACGGCCUAAUCGAGUGCUGCAACGUGGAAAACAAAGCCUCCAACUGCUUCGAGUACCAGGUCGACGUGAACGAAGAGGACGUUGCCCUCCCGCAGCACAUGUGUCUCAACAUACGGAAAGUGGUGGAGAACUCGUUUGCCUAUUGCCACCAGAAGCCCGUCUGCUCCGAAGGGCACUGCUUCAAACCGAUGAUCAACAAUUUCACGACAAUACUGCAAAUCCGGAGGGACCGCAAACCGGACGUCAUCUACAUCGGCCACCCAGCGGACCUGACCCGCACCAUCCGAAUCUCACAGUUCGUCCCGAAGACGUCCUUCUUCCGGCCCGGAUUCGCCGAUGACAUUCAACUUUUGCUCAAGUACGUGACGGUGUUCUCCCUGGGGCUAGCAGUCAUAAACGUGAUUCCUUGCUUCGGAUUCGAUGGGCAGCAAAUUGUGAGUACGUUGCUGUCGAACGGAUUGAUUGUCAGCCGAGUACCGCAGAAGAGCAAACGGGACGUGAUUGCUCUGUGCAUCAACAUCGUUGGGACGCUGUUCGUGUUCAUUUUGCUGACCAAGGUCUUCUGGCAGAUGCUGUUCAGGGCGCUAUGGCAGUAAAAUUGAAUCGGGUCGAAGGAAAUUAAGAUUAUAUCUGAAAUUUGUACAACUGACAGUGGCUCUACGUUGACGUAGAACCACACUUCUAGGGCGUUAAUAUAAGACAUAAUGAGCUGUAGUCAAUAGUAUUUAAGAAGAUUUGUGAGUAUGGUAAUCACGAAACGGCGAUGAUAGCAAUAGUUGUUAUGAAUAGUUCAUAGGGAUACCGUAGUAGUGUGUGUAUGUAUACUGAGCAACGAUGUGCAACUUUGAUUGUAGUACUACUUGUACCGAGUAUUGAAAAAAGUGUAGCUAAAAACAAUCACUCUUUUAAAAUAUCAUA